GCUGUGCGGGCUGCGGGGAGGGCUCCGGGGCAGUCGGGGAAGCCGGGCCCCGCGCCGCCGGGCAACUUCCGCGGGCGCAAGGUCGGAGCUUGGCGCCGGCCGGGACAGAGAGGAAAUAGCAGAAUAUUUUUGGACAAGGUCUAAAUCAGAAGCCUGGAUGAAUGAACUUGAAAUUAACAUGGGAUUCUUAGUUUUUCAAGAUCUGUACCCACGGAACCUUUAAUCCCUGCCAAUGCUGACAUCUAGGCUCCCUCUGGUUUUGUGAAGAUGGAGCAAAACUCUGAUGAUGGAAAAGCAAAAGCCUUAAUUACUUGCUUCAUAGCAUCUAAAGUCAUUUGAAAAUGAAACCAGACAGUAGUACAGCCAUGGAAAAGAAUUCAAGUUUAUGGAAGAACCUAAUAGAUGAGCACCCAGUCUGUACAACCUGGAAGCCAGAGGCCGAAGGAGCCAUUUAUCAUCUUGCCAGUAUUUUAUUUGUAGUAGGUUUCAUGGGUGGCAGUGGAUUCUUCGGGCUCCUUUAUGUCUUCAGUCUUCUGGGGCUGGGUUUUCUCUGCUCUGCAGUGUGGGCAUGGGUAGAUGUCUGUGCUGCUGACAUAUUUUCCUGGAAUUUUGUACUGUUUGUCAUCUGCUUCAUGCAAUUUGUUCAUAUUGCAUAUCAAGUUCGCAGCAUAACUUUUGCCCGAGAAUUCCAGGUGCUGUACAGCUCCCUUUUCCAGCCCCUGGGGAUCUCUUUGCCUGUCUUCAGAACAAUUGCUUUGAGCUCUGAAGUGGUUACUCUGGAAAAGGAGCACUGUUAUGCCAUGCAGGGGAAAACCUCCAUUGAUAAACUCUCCCUGCUUGUCUCAGGAAGGAUCAGAGUGACAGUUGAUGGUGAAUUUCUGCACUACAUUUUCCCCUUUCAAUUUCUGGAUUCUCCUGAGUGGGAUUCACUGAGACCCACAGAAGAAGGCAUUUUUCAGGUAACCCUCACAGCAGAAACUGAUUGCCGAUACGUGUCUUGGAGGAGAAAGAAAUUAUAUUUGCUUUUUGCUCAGCACCGUUACAUCUCCCGCCUGUUUUCAGUUUUAAUUGGCAGUGACAUAGCAGAUAAACUGUAUGCCUUGAAUGACAGGGUAUACAUUGGGAAAAAAUACCACUACGACAUUCGGUUACCCAACUAUUAUCAUAUGUCAAGUCCAGAAGUGCCCAGAUCACCCCUGACAGAACCAUUUCAGAAUUCCAAGCGAUACUGUAAUAAAUGAUAUCAAAAUCUGAAGUUUUAUUACUAUUGUAAAAAGACUCUUAAUCAUUCCCCAAGAGAAAUAGCAAAAUACAGAAGAUUGAUCUCACUGAUUUUUUAUAAAUCAAAUUCAGAGGCAAGAUGCCAAUGCCAGAUGUUUUAUUCAUCUCAACUUCUGCUUUGCGAAUAAAUUUUACAAAUUUUUCUCAUA
Messenger RNA from Heterocephalus glaber (naked mole-rat), 1430 nucleotides. RefSeq names its product popeye domain cAMP effector 3 (gene Popdc3). Gene Ontology annotation, cellular component: sarcolemma. NCBI's taxonomy places the organism in Eukaryota, Metazoa, Chordata, Mammalia, Rodentia, Bathyergidae. Gene Ontology annotation, molecular function: cAMP binding. The record is from RefSeq and is a predicted model, not a curated record. Gene Ontology annotation, biological process: heart development; skeletal muscle tissue development; regulation of membrane potential.